AUGGUCGCCGGCCGAUCUUUUGUCCUCCUCCAGCAUCCGGCUGAAGAAGCAGUGUGCAAGACACCAGUUGUUUUCGCCAGCGUCGCCUCGGCGCUGGACUUCAUGGGAUACAAUUGGCGGUGGCCUCUCGUGUUCUACUUCUCCUCGAUGAUGGCGGUGGGCGGGGACGUGCUGGCCGUCACCUCGUCAACAUCCAUCUGCCACGUCGCCCCGCCGACCCUCUCUCUCCUCCCUCUGCCGCCGGGCCCGCGGAGCCUAGAUCGGGCCCGCCCCGGGCUGCGCCGGGCCCGAGGGAGCCCGCGCCUCGCCCCACCGGUCGCCGCCGUGCUCCGCCCCGCCGACCCGCCAAACAUCGCCCCGCCGCCGGUCCUCGCCAUCUCGCCACCGUGCGCCGCCGCCACGGAUCCAGCGCCGCCGCCCGUCCGCGGCCGCGACCCCGCGCCUCGCCGCCCUACGCCCCUCCGCUCCGGCCGCCGCCUGCCUCCGACGCCGGCACGCCGCCCGACCCGCGCCCGAGAUCAGCCGCCGCCGCCCGCUCGCCCGCCCUCCGCCGCCGUGGGCGCCGGAUCCGGCGAGGAGCGCCUCGGAUCCGGUCCCUUUCGUCCUCUCCAGCCGUCUUCCUCCUCUCCGGCCACGUCCCCGGCCAACUCCGGCGAAGUCCCCCGGAUCGGGACGAGAUCCACCAACUGCGCCCAACCAAACACCGUCCCCGCCCCGGAUCUCGUCGUCCCGCACGCCUCCGUCCCGGGUUGA
Molecule: messenger RNA, 753 nt
Organism: Aegilops tauschii subsp. strangulata
Lineage: Eukaryota; Viridiplantae; Streptophyta; Magnoliopsida; Poales; Poaceae
Source: RefSeq, a predicted model, not a curated record